GCCUCCCGCCGUCACAUGGCCCCAAGGUGCCCCGGCAGGACUUUGUUCCCCUCCACCUUGGCUGCCCCACGUGUGCCGAGGCUGCCACUCCCCGGAGAGGGGGCACGAGCAGGGGGGAGACGCCAGCGUCAGAGUGACACAGAGGGAGCUGUGACCUCGCAGGGCCAGCUGGCCGCAUCCCGCCGGAGCCCAGCCGCAGGAACGGGGUGUGGGGACAUGACCGGGGACAUGUGGGCCCUGCUGUGCGUCUGGCUGGUGGCCCAGGUGGCCCUGUCCUCCCGGGUCCGCACCCGCCGGGAGCUGGGGCCCGGUUUGUACGAGCACGGGGUCUAUGACGCCGGGGGCUCCUACUGCCAGCGGGGGGACGUCUGCUGCCACGGCCGCGACGACGGCUGCACCGUGCCCUACCACGACACCCUCUGCUACUGCGACCUCUUCUGCAACCGCACCGUCUCCGACUGCUGCCCCGACUUCUGGGAAUACUGCCUGGGCAUCCCGGCCCCCUUCCCCAAAGCCUCAGGCUGUGCCCGUGCCGGACGCAAUUAUCCCACGGGAGCCACGUACCGGGAGAACUGCAACCUGUGCACGUGCGGGCCCGGCGGGCAGUGGCAGUGCGAGGACCACGCCUGCCUGGUGGAUGGGGAGCUGAUCGACGCCGUCAACAGGGGCAAUUACGGCUGGAGAGCCGCCAACUACAGCCAGUUCUGGGGGAUGACGCUGGAGGACGGGAUCCGGCACCGCCUGGGCACCUUCCGUCCCUCUCCCACCGUCAUGAACAUGAACGAGAUGCACAUGAACAUGGACUCCAAUGAGGUGCUGCCGCGUCACUUCGAUGCCGCCGCAAAGUGGCCCGGGAUGAUCCACGAGCCCCUGGACCAGGGGAACUGCGCCGGCUCCUGGGCCUUCUCCACGGCCGCCGUGGCCUCCGACCGCAUCUCCAUCCACUCCAUGGGACACAUGACCCCCGCCCUGUCCCCUCAGAACCUCCUGUCCUGUGACACCCGCAACCAGCGGGGCUGCAGCGGAGGCCACCUGGAUGGGGCCUGGUGGUACCUGCGCAGGAGAGGGGUGGUGACAGACGAGUGCUACCCGUUCACGAGCCAGCAGAGCCAGCCGGUGGCCCCGCCCUGCAUGAUGCACAGCCGCUCCACGGGCCGGGGCAAGCGACAGGCGACAGCGCGGUGUCCCAACCCCCAGACCCAUUCCAACGAGAUCUACCAGUCCACCCCCGCCUACCGCCUCUCCUCCAGCGAGAAGGAGAUCAUGAAGGAGCUGCUGGAGAACGGCCCCGUGCAAGCCAUCCUGGAGGUGCACGAGGAUUUCUUCAUGUACAAGAGCGGGAUCUAUCGGCACACGCCGGUGGCCGAAGGGAAGGGGCCGAAGCACCAGAGACACGGGACCCACUCGGUCAAAAUCACCGGGUGGGGAGAGGAGCAGCUGCCCGAUGGCCAGAUCCAAAAAUACUGGACGGCGGCCAACUCGUGGGGCACGGCGUGGGGCGAGGGCGGCCACUUUCGCAUCGCCCGCGGCGUCAACGAGUGCGAGGUGGAGACUUUCGUGGUGGGGGUUUGGGGCCGCGUCAGCAUGGAGGACAUGCCCCACAAGUGAGCCCCCCGCUGCCCCCGAUGUCCCUGUCCCCAGCUCGGCCCCGCAGUCACAGCACGGCGGGCGGGGGGCUGGAGUCGUCCCCUGGGUCCCCUGGCCGGGGGCUGCGUGUCCCCGCUGUGCUGACGCAGCGGCUGGGUGCAGUGGGGCGUGCGUGGGGGGUGCCGCGGGGGCUGCUCCCGUCUCCCAUGGGAUUUACCCGCUAAUCCCCCCGCCCCGGGCUCGGCUGGGCUGCGGUGGCGGCGGGGGGCUCUUCAAAGGCAGCUGCACCCCCCCCCCCCAUCUCGGCUGGAGCUGCGGGAUUCCCCCUCCUUUUCCCAAUGGAUGGGGCUGGGAAGGGUCCCCCAUAUUCCGGUCCCUCCCAUCCUGGCCCCACCACUCCCCCCCAGCAGGGCAGCCCUGGAGCUGGGGGUGUGGAAUAACCCAGAGGGGGGGUCCCCUGAGCCCCCAGGGCUGGGUGUCGCCAGGAUGGGGUCCCCACCGUCCCCCCCAGCCCGUCCCUAUGGUGCUAUGGCCCCGCCACCCCUCUGGGGACAGCGGGGACAAGGGAGGGCUCAGCCCCGUGAUGUCCCCGUCCUGGUGGGGCCACAAGUGGGGUCCACGCAGCAGCGCAGCCCGGGACCUCUCCCCUCUCCCCCCCCCCCCCCCGCCAACCCAAGGGCUGUACUUUUAAGAUUUUGUAUUUAUUUUGCUUUUGUUUGUAAAUAAAGUUAUGGAAGCCUCAGA
This is a messenger RNA of Corvus hawaiiensis (hawaiian crow), 2331 nucleotides long. It is a transcript of the gene TINAGL1, whose product is annotated as tubulointerstitial nephritis antigen like 1. Bases 16 to 1608 code for a protein of 530 amino acids. The transcript has 12 exons. Gene Ontology annotation, molecular function: peptidase inhibitor activity; cysteine-type peptidase activity. The record is from RefSeq and is a predicted model, not a curated record. Gene Ontology annotation, cellular component: lysosome. NCBI's taxonomy places the organism in Eukaryota, Metazoa, Chordata, Aves, Passeriformes, Corvidae. Gene Ontology annotation, biological process: proteolysis.